UAAAACAAAUAUUUGUGCCCACUGGAGCAUAAGGAAGUCAAAAACCUGUGUGCCUCUUGCUCUAUGUCUGUUCUUGAGUUUCCCACUUAGACCUGUACUAAAGAUGUUGUCACGAAAUCUUUUAAUUGCUUCAGUAGCAUUUGUCUUCCUGGCAACAGCAGUUGUAGCUGCUCCAGUUGAAGACAAAGAACCAGAGGAAAAUGAUUUUGAAGCAGAAGAGGGUGAGGAAGAGCUCUCGGAGGAGGAAGAGGAUGAUGAUGACUCCAAAGGUCAACAUAUGAAGGGAGCUGGAGCCCAGCAAGCCACAAUGGUGCCCAAGGGCCCUGGUGUGACUGUUCUAACUGGCACUUCUCCGGUGGGCGAACCUCCAAAUGGUUACAAAGUGAAUGGAGCUGGAGCUGCACAGACAAGCCUUGGAUCAUCAAGUGGCUCAGCAACAGCAACUGGUUCUGAUGGAAGUAAUGGAAGAGAUUCCCAAGCUUUGCCCCCAGGUUCUCAAGUUGCAGGUUUAAGUGUGGCUGGUCACUGGAGCUCAACAUCAAAAGUCCCUGGUGCAGCUGAUGCUCCACACUCACACUCAGAGUCUCAUGGUUCACCAAGCCAAGUAUCACUGAGCCAUGUGUCAUCAGGUGAUGUUGCUUCAAGCCAUGUGUCAUCAGGUGAUGUUGCUUCAAGCCAUGUGUCAUCAGGUGAUGUUGCUUCAAGCCAUGUGUCAUCAGGUGAUGUUGCUUCAAGCCAUGUGUCAAGUCUGAUGUCGCCAGAUCAGACAAGUGGUUCAGCUUUUGUGUCCUCUGAAGUCCAGUCGCAAACAGGAGAAGCAGCAACUACGGAUGGAUCAAUACAUGAAAAUGGUGACAAUGGUGAAAUCCAUACAGUUCAUAUUGGAUCUCAGAUUGAAGCUCCAGGCUCAGAGUCAGUAUUAGAGAAACCAGAGACUGAGGCUAAUGGUAAUGGACACAAACAACUCAUUAAUGGGGAAGAGACAGGACACCCAGGCAUGAAUAAUUUCAUGGAGGGCACGACUCAGAUAGACUCAACAGGUGGUUUUGAAUCAUUUGGCUCCAAUCUGGAAAUGACAGGUAUUAUAGACCAUUCCAGCCAUGACUUCCUUAUCGGUUUAAUGGGCGGCCUGGGGGACAAUUUUGCUCCAGAUCCCUACACUGACAUUAUAGCAGAUCACAUGGGACUUGCUUUCCAGGUAGAAUCAACAGGAGCUUCAGUAGAUCCUGAAAUCCCAGCCAUUAUCAGCUCAGCUCCUCCAGACAUUCACUCGGCUCCUCACUCUGAAGGAAAUGGGCCAGUUGCAUCUGCCACGGAUUAUUCAGUGGCCUCUGACAAUGGUGUUCAGUUCUACUCCCCUGGAGAAAUGACAGAUGGUGCUGAUACACCCAGUAUAAACGGCAAUGGCCGUCUCAGACCAGUUACAGACACACACAAAGGUGAUCCUUCUGGGACCAGCAGUCACCUUUACACAACAGGUGAACACCACGGACUCAUCACACACACAGCAGAAACCCUGGAUGUUAAGGACCCCACCAUUAGCCCACUCACAGACAUCCCCUCGGAAGCUGCGGUCACGUCACACGCGGCAGGUGUGGGAACACACACGGUCGUGACAGCAGGUUUAGAAGGUGAAUCGGUGACCAAUGGACACAGACAGAUUGACAUAACAAUCGUGAGUGAGUCCAUCUACAGUUCUACACCUCCAGAUACAUUAGGGUAUGAAAGCACUGGUGUGACUGAAGGAAUCUCAAAUCAUACAGAUUCUGUGAUUGAUACUGGAGCUGGAUUUACAGAUUCUUUGAUCAAAACCCCUAUUUUAGAUGCCUCACAGACACAUUAUAGCAUGGUCCAGACGGAGCUCAUAGUCACAGGGGAUCCAGCUGGAGUCUCCUUACACACACAUGCUAUGGGAACAGCUGUCACUGAACCUCAAGGGACUCUCAGGGGUCUAAACCAACCUGGUGCUACUGAACAGACACAAGCAGCUGUUUCAGCAGGUGAACAGUACCACACAUCUGGUCAGGGUCCUGAAGGUGCAGAAAAUGUGGAACUGGAAGAUACCUGCUGACUUCCACAUGAAGCCCCGUGUGAGGUUUCUGCGCUACAGAUUUCAGUGUAUGGACCAGACGGCCUGGCAGAGGAACAGCGACCCCGACCACUAGCCUUAGCUUUGAUUCAUGUGUCUCAGUUUUUUAUGUUUAAAUAUUUAAACAUUAAGAUGACACUGUAAUGAACAGGUUAUUGCACCUGUUUGUAAUUUUAAGCAGCCAUACCGUAUUUUUUUAUUCGAAGGGGCGAGGGACAAAUUUAAUCAGAGGGGAUAAAUUCUGACCCUUUAAACUCCACGUGUUUAAACACACAAGGCUUCAAAUCUAACUUCUUGCUGUAUUUCCUUGCCUAGCUGUGUGAACAAUAUCUACGUGUCAUAUAUUGUACAUUUCUAAAUGUCAUUUGAAUCACAUUAAAUUCAACGUCUAUUUUGAACAUCUA
Messenger RNA from Tachysurus fulvidraco (yellow catfish), 2493 nucleotides. RefSeq lists its product as uncharacterized. The record is from RefSeq and is a predicted model, not a curated record. The transcript has 40 exons. Bases 104 to 2071 code for a protein of 655 amino acids. Lineage: Eukaryota; Metazoa; Chordata; Actinopteri; Siluriformes; Bagridae.